CAUCUUAUGACUUGUAUCGACAAGAACCAUUUACAUGUCCCGGAUAUAAUCCUUUCUUGCUUUCUCUCUCUUCCCUUUUCACUUCUGGGUUCAAUUCCUUCAAACUUCUACAACUAUCACCACCAUCAUGGACUCUAGCAACAGCGGCAGCUUUCAAUCUUCAAGCGGCGCCGGUGGUGGUGGCGGCGUGGAUACCGAAGAAUAUGAUUCAAGAACUCAAUCAAUAUCUUCUUUCUUCAACCCUUCCAACCACUACAACCCUAACCUCAACCACCUCCUCAACACACCACCACCACCGUCGUCAUCAUCAUCAUCAUCACAACGCCACAACAACCAACACCACCGUGCACCACCAACCGAUACCACCUUCUUUAACCCUUCUUUAGCCUCACCUUUCUCACCUAACACAAACCCUAUCCAAGAUCCCGGUCCAGGUUUAGCAUGGACCGGAACCAUACAACCAUCCCGACCAGACCCGAACCAAUCAACACGUGGAUCGGAUCAUCUUCAUCAGAUAGGAGUAACCUUAAAGAACCCGAAGAAAAGAACACGUGCUUCCCGGCGUGCACCAACCACCGUCCUCACAACCGACACCACUAACUUCCGGCAAAUGGUUCAAGAAUUCACCGGCAUCCCCACCUCACCGUUCGCCACAACCCCCUUCUCCCGCCGGCUGGAUCUUUUCCGGCCAACGGCUCAGAAACUUCAACAGCCGCCACAGUUUUUGAAUCAUGCGGCCAAUAAUAUCACUGCCGCCACAACUUCAAGUAGUUACCACUUACAACCUUCUAAUAUGCAUGAGUUUCAGAAACAACCCUCAACUUUGUUGGAUUUACAAAACCCUAUGAUGUCUUUCCAAUCCCUUCUGCAAACCUCACUUCCUCAACAACCCAAUGAUUUAAAUGGGUUGCAAAGUUCUUCCAAUAGUUGGAGGGACCAAAAUGAAAAGUUGGAUUCUGGUUUGGAAAAUGUUGUUGUUGCUUCUAGAAGUGGUGGAGAUCAAGUUCAAGGUAAUCAAGGUUCAUGGAUUUUGCCUUCUAACUAAUCCGGAUAAUUAUUAUUAUUGUUGUUGUUGUUGUUUAAUAAUUUUUUAAUUUUUUUUCUUUUUUUUUCAAAAAACUAUAGAGGGUUAAGUUCAUCAUUAGUAAUCAACAUAUGGAUAUACCUAUA
Messenger RNA from Helianthus annuus (common sunflower), 1170 nucleotides. RefSeq lists its product as uncharacterized. NCBI's taxonomy places the organism in Eukaryota, Viridiplantae, Streptophyta, Magnoliopsida, Asterales, Asteraceae. The transcript has a single exon. The record is from RefSeq and is a predicted model, not a curated record. The coding region runs from base 128 to 1045 and encodes 305 amino acids.